UUCUGAAUGGUGUUCCAGUUCGUUAUAGCCUUUCAGGUCAGUCACAUCUACUUUCGGAGAAAGUCGGUCGAAUAGUUACGGAGCAAAGUUAAGCCGUUAAUUAUGUGUUCUGUGCAACGGUAGUGAAAGUGAUAAGAAAUUAAAAUGAGAAUAAGGCUGUUCCUUCUAAUACAGCUAAACGUAGCUGUGGUUCUAGCGCAGGACAUCUUCGGCUUUGGCGACUAUGACGAAGGACCGUGCGGCCGUUGGAAACCCGGGGACGUUGAUCUACGUUCGUUUGACCUUAUCCGUGAGUUCCAUCUGGAUCAGAUGGAAUCCAGCAGUCACCACGUGUACAGAAUCGAAGGCACCAAUGUGCUUCAAACGGCGUACCGGCUAGAAAACGAAGCCAACCUUACCAUGAGAACGGUGGAAGCAUUCCCUUUGGGACUUCCCCAUCAGUUCUCGCUGGAAUGUACCUACAGGACGGAAAGUGAACCGGUGUCGGCGUGGCAUUUGUUCGAGGUUACGAAUGAGCACCACGAAAGCCAACUCGCGGUGACGAUGAAUCCGGGGCGACAGACGUUGGAGAUUGGACUGCCUGGAUUGGAGGGAGAUCUGCAGGUUGUGGAGUACCAUCAUUCAGCGCUAUUCGACCAACGCUGGCACAAAAUCAUGCUGGGCGUGACCAAUGACUUCCUCAACCUGUGGGUUGACUGUCAACCGGUACGGGAUGUGGAAGGUAACCUGAAUGCUCCUUUGGAAGCACGAGGCCGCUUCGAUACCAACAAUGGAUACGUUUCGAUGUCUCGAUACGCGGAAACGUCAGUUAUGGAACCGGAAUCGCCGAUCGUAGAUCUGCAGUGGAUGGUGAUGAACUGUGAUCCAACGCGUCCUGCUCGUGGAAACUGCGACGAGUUACCGCUGUAUGAUGUGGCACAUUUGGGUGGUCGAUUGCCUCAUGGAGAGGAACCCAAGGCCGAUUGCAAUGCAGUUUGCCCUCCAGGAUACAAUGGGACAGAUGGAGCUCCAGGUCGUCCCGGUGCUCCAGGUGCACCAGGAAGUAAGGGAGAACCUGGUGUCAAUGGAAGACGGGGUCCACCUGGACCUCGAGGACUGGAAGGUCCACCAGGAGUUUCCGUUCAAGGCGAGAAAGGAGAAAUGGGUCAAAAGGGUGAACCUGGAAUGGCAUCUGUUGGAGGUGGUGUUGCCGUGAUCGGACCGCCAGGACUUCCUGGUCCUCAAGGUCCACCUGGAGCUGGUAUCAAAGGACAAAAGGGAGAACAAGGUGAGAUAGGACCACCGGGACUAAGAGGUGAAUCAAUCCGAGGUCUGCCUGGUGUUCCUGGAUUCCCUGGACCUGAGGGACCCCCCGGCAUUGGUAUGAGAGGAGAAAAGGGAGAACGUGGCGAGACCGGAUUACCUGGUCGAACAGGAGCUUCCUCACCAGGAAUUCCAGGAAUAAAGGGAGAAAAAGGAGAGCCGGGAGAUGUGACUGCCGCUAUCGGUAUUCGUGGAGAAAAGGGUGACAAGGGAGAUAGUGGAGCAAGAGGUCCAACAGGUAUCCAAGGUUUACCAGGUUUGCCUGGUGUAAUGGGACCACCUGGUCUACCGGGUGCACCAGCAGUUGAAAAUAGUUAUGCCACAGGAAAUCUAGGAGUAACUAUUCCUGGACCACGUGGAGCACCGGGAGUACCAGGGGCUCCAGGACCACCAGGUCCUCCAGGUCCACCGGGACCCGUAAGUGAAGGGUCUUCAUCUAGUGGUGGUAGGUAUUUCGAAAACUUCAUGUCAUACGGCCAUAGGGGUCCAGUGGGCUACACGGGACUUCCUGGAGAGCGAGGAGCCGGCGGUGAUCGAGGUCCAGAAGGUGGAGUUGGACUACCUGGUAUUCCUGGACAGGAUGGUGCCCCGGGUGUUCAAGGAUCUCCUGGUAUUCCCGGUCAACCAGGAGCACAAGGUCUUCCCGGAUUACCAGGGAGGAGUUAUACAGAGUCUGAAGUACGCGAUAUUUGUGCAGCAGUAUUGAGAGAUCACCUUGCGGAACUGACUGAAGGUUUGAUGGGACCUCCUGGACCACCAGGAAUGUCUAAGACUGGAAAACCAGGCUUACCUGGUAAACCUGGACCAAAGGGUGAUAGAGGCUACCCAGGUCCUCCUGGUGACCGUGGUUAUCCUGGAGAGUCCGGUAAUCCUGGACUACCCGGGCAGCCUGGCGAACGUGGAGAACCAGGAAUGGAAGGAAGGCCAGGUCACGACGGUUUCGGAAGAGAUGGUCCUCCAGGGCCUAUAGGCCCACCUGGUCCACCGGGACGAGAGGUUCAAGGAUCACCUGGUCGACAAGGAGAGAGGGGAGAAACUGGAAAGCCAGGUGUACCCGGUCUUCGAGGGGCUCAGGGUGUUCCGGGCGUAUGCCCUAAUGAUUGCUAUUUUGCUGCCGCAGCUGCUGCACAAAACUUGCGUGCCAAUCAACAACAGACCAAAGGACCGGUAUACUAAUAGUGCUUAGCUUAGUUAUUAAUUGUUGUGCCGCUAAUUACUAGCUGAAUACAAUAAAUCCUCAGGAUAACGAAUAUACAAGCAACGAAUGAAUAUAGAACAUGCGAUAAUUGUGUGAAUUGUUGUUAUUAGAUCAACUGAUCAACUGCAAUCUUUAUCGGUUUCUAAUGAUACUGUUUCAGGAAAUCCACAAUGAUCAAUGAAUAAAGUGAAGGGUUGCAUUAAACAUUGAUAAUUUCAAUCUCAUGAUUGUUUUGAAUGCCAGAUAAUCAACAAUCAUAAUAUGACUUGGAA
Aedes aegypti (yellow fever mosquito) is the source of this 2772-nucleotide messenger RNA. Its product is annotated as collagen alpha-1(IX) chain-like. The record is from RefSeq and is a predicted model, not a curated record. The coding region runs from base 145 to 2478 and encodes 777 amino acids. The transcript is spliced from 9 exons. Lineage: Eukaryota; Metazoa; Arthropoda; Insecta; Diptera; Culicidae.